Molecule: messenger RNA, 374 nt
Organism: Cylicostephanus goldi
Lineage: Eukaryota; Metazoa; Nematoda; Chromadorea; Rhabditida; Strongylidae
Source: the annotation of a GenBank genome assembly
AUGACAGAAUCGACAGAAGAUUUGAAAGCCGACGGUAAUCGCUUCUUUCAACAAGGACGAUAUCAAGAAGCUAUCGAUGCAUAUAGUAAAGCCAUCAUCCGAAAUCCGCACGUUUCCACUUAUUUCACCAAUCGAGCACUUUGCCAUAUGAAUGCAUACUAUUUCGGCGGGCGAGCAGCUAUCCAAUUAGGAAACUACAACGAGGCUAUACGACUGAUCACGAAAGCAAAGGAGCUGGCUAGCACACAGAAAAUGAAUUUUGGAGAUGAAAUUCAUGCGCAAAUGCGGUUAGCGCGACGAGAAAAGUUUCGGAUGGAAGAGGAGAAGCGGAUCAAAGAGGAAGGCGAACUGCAAGCUUACUUGAGAAGGUGAUC